Molecule: messenger RNA, 5755 nt
Organism: Poeciliopsis prolifica (blackstripe livebearer)
Lineage: Eukaryota; Metazoa; Chordata; Actinopteri; Cyprinodontiformes; Poeciliidae
Gene: rhoq
Product: ras homolog family member Q
Exons: 5
Coding region: 338-961 (207 amino acids)
Biological process (GO): cortical actin cytoskeleton organization; small GTPase-mediated signal transduction
Molecular function (GO): GTPase activity; GTP binding
Source: RefSeq, a predicted model, not a curated record
GCAGCGGCUCAGUGCGCCGCGGAGCGUCAUUCAGCAGGACACGCCGCGGACCCGCCGGAUCACCAAACACGAUCCCUCCUCGCCUUCAAGCGGAAAACACCCCCACACGUCUCCCCAGACUGAGCAAACCGGUGGAAACAUCGGAACAAACUCCGGGUUGGACCCGUAAGCCAGUGGCGGGCAGGAGGGAUGCUGCUCCAGCCCGACACGGUGCAGCGCGCAGUCCGCCUCCGAGGCUGGUGAUGCCCGCCGCGGUGCGGGGAUCCCCACCCAGCUGCAGCGGCAGCAGGUCGGAACAACAGGGCGUCGGGGAGAUGAUGGUGGUUCGGCCGGGAUCAUGGCUAACGGAACCGGUUCUAUCAUGCUGAAAUGCGUCGUGGUUGGAGACGGCGCAGUGGGGAAAACGUGUCUCCUGAUGAGCUAUGCCAACGACGCCUUUCCAGAGGAGUAUGUGCCCACGGUGUUUGAUCAUUAUGCAGUGAGCGUCAACGUUGGAGGGAAGCAGUACUUGUUGGGACUGUAUGACACAGCUGGUCAGGAGGACUACGACCGCCUGAGGCCCUUGUCCUAUCCGAUGACAGAUGUCUUCCUCAUCUGCUUCUCCGUUGUCAACCCGGCCAGUUUCCAAAACGUGCGUGAGGAAUGGGUGCCGGAGCUGCAGGAGUACGCACCCAGCGUUCCUUACCUGCUGAUUGGCACCCAGAUUGACCUUCGUGAUGACCCUAAGACGAUCGCAAAACUGAACGACAUGAAGGAGAAACCAAUCGCCACGGAGCAGGGACAGAAACUGGCCAAAGAGAUCGGGGCGUGUUGCUACGUGGAGUGCUCGGCGCUGACCCAGAAGGGCCUGAAGACGGUGUUUGACGAGGCCAUCAUUGCCAUUCUGGCUCCCAAGAGGAAGAAGGGAUCCAUGAAGAGAAGACUGGGACCCCGCUGCAUCAACUGCUGCUUGAUCACGUGAUGCGGCGGCUCCUCUGAAUCCUUCUAGUGAAAGACCGCAAACCAAACAUGGAUUGACGGCAAAAGAUAGAUAAAAUGCAAAGACAAAAGCCAGGAGGAUUGACUGACAAAACAAGAGCUCGCUCUGAGACUCUUGAAAUACCAGAAGUCUCUCCUGAGCUGAGAAUCCCGUUUUUACCAAAGGAGCUCAAAACCCAUCAUUCUCUUCUUCUACAAGACUUUUGCCUCAAAAGUACCUUCUUUUAUAACCAUUUUAAUCAUAUUUUGUUUGUUUCUGUCGCUGUAUGCCGUCACAGGAAAGACAAAAAGACAUUUCAGCUUUAAUGUGAAUGGUUAAUUCAUAAAUAUCUCCAUUGUUUUUGGAAAUAACUUUUAAGUUUAUCUCCAAAAUGAUGGAAGAGAGUAAGUUUUUAGCUUUGAAAUUUUGUCAUGCGAGACUCAGUUUUACAUUUUCAAUUUCAAAACUUUAAAUUCGGACGAAUCGUGGACCUACUGCUACGUUAUUUUUAAUGUUGUUUUGUAGUGUGGCAUGCCAAAAUACUCCAAGGUAGAACAAAACUGAGGAGUUCACAAGAAAAUGAAAAUGUUUAUUAUCCAUUUUUAGAAACUAUAUUACCUAGAGUUUAUAAGAUUGUAUCACUAAAUCAAAUAUCAUUGAGAUACUUUAUCAGCUGAUAAAUAACUUUUUGUUAUCAUGCAGUAACUUGCUAUGUUUUUAUCAAUUUAAAGAGAGAAAUUGUAGAUUAACUCGUGUAUUUCCCAAAGAAUGCACACCUUUCAUUAAAGGGCAUAUAUCAUCAUUUUUCAUAUUGUUUUUUAAAAAUAUUUUUUAAACAUUUUACAUACUUCUUGAUCAAGAAUUGUGUUUAGAAGCAUAAAAUAAAGGUGAGCAUAUGAUAAUUGGGAUGGCAAAGUUUGAAUUCAACAAACUUAUCAGCCAAUUUAUCCAGUCAGGAGAAGGAAUUUAGAGAAACUGUAACUUGGGUAAUUAGUAAACCGGCACCCUACAAACGGAUUUAAAGGUGAUCCGUCUCAAGCCGAGUCUGCCUGUAAUCUUAUCCUGUUUCAAAUUUCUGCUUGUGCCAGUAACUCGGCAUUCAGAACGCCAUAAUUUCUGCUCUGGUUCAGACCUGUAACGAUUCUCCCAACAACUGUGUGACUGUGGUUAAUGAAAGUCUGACUUUUCUCCAUAUAAUCACUCUGUCAAAAUGUUACUCUGAGGUCUCUCAUGCCACUGAGACUCUAUAGAUCUUUCUGUAGUUAAGAUUUUCUACAACACUGUAUUUCUUUGCCCUAAAAUGUCACUUCAAGCUAUUGCUACAUCAAUUAAGAUAUAAAAGGUAAAAUACUGGCAAAUAAUCAGACUACAGCUGUAAUGACACAUGUUUUCCAUUUGGCUCAGACAAAAAUAAAUAAUAAAAAAAAACAAACAGUUGUUAAUGGCUAACAAAGCUAAUUUUGCCUCUAAAUAUCCAGAAAGAUUGAUUAUCGAAAAAAAUUCUUAGAUUUAUGCAGAGGUUUUGUAUUACAACAGAGUAUUAGGGCUGUACUAAGAAAAAGUUUUAAAACUUUAGGAGAAUAAAGUAAUUUAUGACAACACACUUGUACAAGAACAAAGUCAAUAUUCCGUGAAAAAACAAGAACAAAGUUGUAAUAAAGAAAAUAAAGUUCAAUAAAGUGAUAAUAUAGCUAGCUUUCCUAGCCAAAAACAUAUAUUCUGGAUCACCCUUUAAAUUUAAGAUUUAAAUAGUUUUAGAUGUACAGAGUGAAAAGUUUUCUGGCAGAAUAACCGUUUUGGUGGGUGAGAAGCAAUAUGUUCUCUUUACCUAAUUAUUUCCAUGCUAUUGGAUAGAUGACCUUGAAUCCUAAAGUCUUCCUCUGUUUUAGUAUUUCACAAUUUUAGUUUACUCAAAAUAUCAUUUUUGUUUGGGAAAAUUGCGUUUGAAAACCACUAAUCUGCUUUAGAAAACAUCAGAAUGCAGUUUGUGAUUUAUUUCUGUUUCAUUCUUUCAUAAUUUUUAGGUUUCCUGCCUCUAAAAUUCGAUGAUAUAUGCCUUUUAAAAUCAUCUGGCUAUUAUGACCCAAUACUGUCUACGGCACAACAAUGAAGCACAGCUGCUGCUGCUCCAUUUCCCAGCACAACAAUGCACAUUCCCUGUGCUUUCCAACAUACCCAUUGUCCCAGGAAGCACACAAGAUGCACAUGGUGCUGUCAGGCACAGCAAGAAUAGCACACCAUGUCAGCAAGAACAAUCAGAGGUUCACUAUACCCAAAUUCUGCAACAAGAUUCUCUUGUAGAUCUCCAGUAUCACCAAAUACAGUGAAGACACUAAUUAAAACAAUUUUAUGUCAGACGAAAUUAAAUUUGGUUGCCUUAAAAGCUGAUAAGUUACAGUUUAAACAUCUAAAUGCUAGAAAUAAUUACAUUUAUUGAAUUAGCUUUUGUUACAGACCAGUUCUUCACUGGUAUUUACCAAAAUAUUUACAUUAGUUGGUCCUGUUUAGAUUUAGUUAACUGAAACAACUAACAAAGCUAAUGUUAGCUAUGUCAACGCCUAAUGCUAGUCAACUAGCUAGCUAAUAAGUGCAAGCUCAGCAUAAUUCACCGUAUAUUUUAAAAUGUAGCGUUCAAAGUAAUGAUGUCAAAUAAUUCUAAAACACAUUUAUAAAAUCAAAAUAUAUUUAAACACAAAACAUUACAAAAACUAUAACCAAGAAAAAAUUUAAAAAGUAUGGUUUAGCAUUACUACAGGUUAGCACAAGAAAAACACUUUUCUUGUUUUUAUAGAUUAUAGUUGUAUGUAUAUUUUAUCUCUGGCAAAAAGAUAAACAAUCACCACAACUAGUAUUUACCUAAAAACUUAGUUGGUGGCAUUUUGCUCCUAACCUUAGCUAACUGAAACAACUUUUCAAGCUAAUGUUAGAUGUGUUAGCGCCAAAUGAUAACUAUCUAGCUAAUCAAUGCCAACUCAGCUUAAUUUACAGUAUGUUUUAAAAUGUAGUUGACAAAGUCAUGAUGUCAAAAGGCUCUAUAAAAUGAAGAUAUAUUUCAACACAUAAUAUCACAUUAACAAUGAUAACCAAGAUAAGUUAAAAGAUAAGGGUUAGCAGAAGUACUGGUUAGCACUUUGCUUUGGAAAAACAACACUUUCAUUGUUUUUAUAGGUUGCAGUUGUUUCUGGCAAAAAGAUAAGCAAACAUCUAUCUUGGAUGGUCUGUCUUUAGUUUUAAUUUGUGGAAUGUUCUCAAACUUAACCAGAUCUAGUAGAUUAAAUAAGGAAUCCUACAUCCUUAUAACGUCUACACCAGUGCGCAAUUGCAACAAGUAGCCACAGCUCUUCUUCACAUACUAUCAUGGCAUUGCUCUUGCUCAAAAAACGUCAUCUUAUGAAUCAACUGAAACAAACAACACGUUAUCCUUCUUUGCACAUGGAGAUUGGUAUGCUCUCUGAGUUGGGGAGAUGCGCACACACCGCCAAAUUGUGUAUAUAAAUGUUCUCUCUUUCACAUCAAGACUGAAACUGUUGGUGGAAGAGUUUAGAAAACAUAAUAUUUAGAAAACAUAAACAAAUUGUGAGGAUCCUUUCUAAUGCUAGAGCUUAUGUAAUGGAAGAAUAGAAAUAGGAAACAGAAUGGGCAUGAAAUCCGUGUUCUGAGUAUUACAUGUGGAGUAAGGUUACUAAAAUUUUACAAAUUCAACUAUUCAUUGACACUAUCAGGGAAUGGAGUCCAGAUGCAGUCUGUCAAAUUCAGCUUGUCGACCAACAAGGAUACAAAAAGGUUCUGAUUUUAAAACUCACAAUAGAGAAGGAGCCUAACUGAAAAUAACCCCUUUAUUCCAGUGUUCUAAAAAGAAUCAGACUGAAUAGCAGUAGAUUUCAGUGAGAAAUAUUGAGGAAACCAUUAUUUGUUUGGUGCCAUCACCAUAAAACUUUUAAAGACAACUGCACAAAGAAAAUAACACAUUUUCAUAAAUGUGGACACUUUUCUCAUUCCAUCAAUCUAAAGUAGGCUUGGUGGCGGUGAACCACCAAGGACCAUAAUGCAUCGGCCACCCACCAUGGAAGCAUCCACUGUAAACGGGAAAAACUGAUUUAUCAGCUGCUGUGAAAGAACAUUGAAGAAUAAAAUCCAUGCGUCAAUGAAUUAAAGUUACCAGAAAACACAUUGAUUUUUAUGUUUUUGGUAUGAAAAGUCUGAAUAUUCCCCAACAGCAGUAAUCCUAUUUUGUUUUUGUCAGUUGUUUUUUUUUUUUUUUUUUUUUUGCUUUUUAUUGAUGUAAUUGUAAGUCACAAGUUUUAAUUAGUGAUCAAAAACUAAUGCUUUAAAAUAAUAGCUGGUGCUAUCCGAUUUAGGAAAGUCAAUUCAACAGAAUUUAGGCAGAAACAAGAUCUGAACUUUUAGUGGAAACUUUAAGGAGUUUUUUUCUUGGCCAGCCAAAUGUCAAAAUAUUUGUCCCUUUUUAUUUAAAAUGCAUUUAAUUUUUCUAGCAUUUUUAAAGACAUUUCUCAAAGGUGCCAAUUCUCCCUGUUGUUUUGUUUCAUAUGAUUAAUUAAAGCUUUAAUGUUGAAGGUGCUUCUUCUCUCUGUCCCAGCCUGUGUUGUGUAGCGGUCCUGUCAGCAGCGCUGAUCAUUGCACGAGGAGCGCCGAGCCUCUUGGACAGUUUUGCUCGAUUUUGUCAUGUGAAGGUCCCCCCUCUCCUCCUCAGGAUCAAGGACCGAAGUGCCACAGCCAGCAAUGCAUUUUCCCAUUAAUGAUCCUCUUUUCUCAAUAAACAUGUUUCCUGUGUUAACA